Messenger RNA from Folsomia candida, 2286 nucleotides. RefSeq lists its product as uncharacterized. Bases 1435 to 2082 code for a protein of 215 amino acids. The record is from RefSeq and is a predicted model, not a curated record. Lineage: Eukaryota; Metazoa; Arthropoda; Collembola; Entomobryomorpha; Isotomidae. The transcript is spliced from 2 exons.
ACUAAUGGAUUAUCGAAUAAUGGACCUCUGUAUAAUGGUUCAUCAGAUGUAAUCUCCAAUACAAAUAACUCUCCGCAAAAUGGGAGUGUUGCCUCGAUAAGCCAUCUCACGCAUGACCGUGGCAGUAAUAGUGCAAUGAAUAUGCCAAAUUCACAACUUCAAAAUGGAUUAAUCUCUCGAGUGCAGUACUCCCCAGGGUUGAGUAGGAUCGAAAAUCCGGUAUAUUAUGAUCAAAAUAAGGCUCUAUUUGAACUCUACAAAGAGAGGUUAUUACGGAAUAACUAUCCCCCACACCCUAAUUUCGGCAACGAAUAAGUCUCGCAGAAUAAUAUAAACCAGAAGAAUUUUUAAUUUUUUAGAAGAGCUUGUGAUCAACUUUGUUUUAUUCAUAUCUUGAUUAAAAAGUGAUAUCGCUAAUGUGAAAUUUCUGUGACCUUCAAUUAUUGCGUACAUAUAUUUAUAUAUUAAAACUAUGAAAGAAAGUUAUAAUGCCAGUUAAUGCUGAACACCCGGCCUACAUUUUUAUUUAGCAUGUUGUACUUUUUUCUACAAAAUUAUGGUCAUUCGAAAUCCAGUGAAGUAAAUAUUUAGUUCUAAUUUUAUUGUCUGCAUGUCUUUGUAAAAAAGCUAUUAUCAUAUCACGGAAAUAUUUUGAGAUUGUCACAAUUAAAAACCCAUCCAUUGCAGUGAUGUUACAUAAUACGUAUGUCCUAAUACAAUAGAAUGCAAUAAAAAUCUCACGUUGCGAGAUGGCCUUGAUUCAUAGGGGGAGUUAAUCAAUUGUACAGACACAUGAUCUUUGUGUGUAUUACUUACAUAUAUGCAAGUUGUAGCUAUUUUCUGGGUGGAUAUUAUCACCAAAUUGUGAUACUUUAGGAAAAAGAGCUGUGAAAAUGUGUCACGACUUAACAUAACCAGUUGUUUAAACCCUCUCUUUUCCUGUGAAGAGAUUCCCGACAACACAUUGUGCUAACUGCUAGUAACGUAUACUUUGUAGAACCUACUACUCAUAUUUAGCAUUGUGCGAAUGUUUGGGAGUGGCCAUUUUUAGCCUUAUUUUAUAGAGACGUUUUCCGCUAACGUAUAUGUAAUCGUAAUCUCUUUUUCGUAGAAAGUCACGGAUUUAUCUGACGAAUCCUAAGCAUAUGUAAUUUAAGUAGAUAAAGUUAAACCAGCGUGUGUUUACAUAUAUAAGCAUAAAACGUUAGAAAACGUUAAUAAUAAUACAACAUAUAUAAUCAAGAUCGGGUUUACCAAAAAUCAUUCAGUUGUUCUUUAGCCUUAUACAUGCACAAGAGUGAGUGGUCUAGCCUUCUGCAACUAACUCAAAAUUAUAAAAUUUAGACUGUAACUUGGAUCGUUAUACCAAAACAUUUUUGUAUUACGAAAGGUUUAUUCUAAUAUUAACAAAUAUUUACGAGAACUAGUUUAAUAAUGCAAACUCCCUUUGACGCCGAUUUCUACCACGCCGUAUCUCAAACUUGGCCGGCUACUGGGAAAGUAAUUCUCGGUACAUUUUCUUCCGACACCAUAAUUCUGUAUCAAGCGUACAGGAAAGACAUUGCUGAUUGGGCUGCUACACACAAAACCUUUCUUGGCUGUCCCACCUUUAAAAUGGAAAGAAUGACAUGGGUCAAACCAAACUUUUUGUGGAUGAUGUACCGUUCUGGAUGGGCUACUAAACGCAACCAGGAAAGAAUUCUUGCGAUUACGAUAAAACUAUCUGGUUUCAUGGAAAUCCUGGGCAAUGCAUCCACUAAUCCUGAACGUACGAUUGCCGACGCUGAUGAUACCACAGGCACAACAACGGUGCGUGAUGACGUCCGUCUUCAAUGGGACCCUGACCAUGAUCCGUAUGGAAAUAAAAUGGAAAGACGAGCAAUUCAACUUGGACUUAGGGGAGAAAUUCUGGGCAAAUUCUUGAAUGAAUGGAUUGUGGACAUUCAUGACAUCACAGACUUUGUCCAACAGCAGUUCCAGUUUGUCCAAAAUCAAAACUUGGACUUGUUAAAAGUUCCGAAUGAAAAAAUAUUUGAGAUUAAGGAUGACAAUUUGCGAAAAUAUAUUGGAGCAGAUCAGUAAGAAACGUAUGUAUAUACAUAGGAUACAUGUUUAAUAAGUACGUUAGUUGUGCAUUACUAACAACUAUAUAAUUACUUACAUACAAAUGCACUGUACAGUAUUAAUCGAUUUUAACUCUGAUAUGGAUUUUCAUGUUCCUAUGUACUUAUCAAAUGGUCAGAUAAAUAAAUGACGAUAUAUUGACUCAUCAUCCUCAUCACUCAA